Messenger RNA from Rotaria sordida, 738 nucleotides. The record is from the annotation of a GenBank genome assembly. NCBI's taxonomy places the organism in Eukaryota, Metazoa, Rotifera, Eurotatoria, Philodinida, Philodinidae.
AUGCGUGAAAUUGUUAACAUUCAACUUAGUCAAUGUGAUAAUCAAAUUAACAGUAAAUUCUGGGAAGUUAUUUCAUAUGAACACGGAGUUAAUCCAACAGGAAAAUUUCAUGGUGAUUCAGAUCUUCAACUUGAACGAAUCAAUGUUCAUUACAAUGGAACAUAUGUGUUUCAUUUUCCAGAUGGAAAAUAUGUUCCUCGUGCUGUUCUUGUCGAUCUUGAGCCAGGCACAUUGGAUUCAAUACGAAAUUCUUCAUAUGGUCAAUCGAGUGCUUCUAAUAACUUUGCCAAAGGCUUCUAUAUCGAUAGUGUUGAAUUAAUCGAACCAGUUAUGGAUAUUUUAAGGAAAGAAGUUGAAUCCUAUGAUUGUCUUCAAAGUUUUCAGUUAAGUCAUGCAGUUAGUGAUGGUACUGGUUUAGAAUUCGGUUCAUUGAUCAUUUACAAGCUUCAAGAAGAAUAUAAGGCUCGUUUAGGAACAGUUAUUGAUGAAUAUGCCUUAAAACCAUCAUCAUGUAAACUAGUUAAUCGUUGGACAUCACCAAAAACAUGUGAAAAUGAUGAUGGUAUUUGGUCUAUUCGUUAUAAUCGAGAAAUCGAUCACAUAGCUAAUCAAAAAUUAAAAGCAGCUGUUGAAUAUGAACGUGAAUUAAAAUAUGUUCUUACUAUUGGAAAUGAUUAUUUUGCUGUUGAAACAAAAAAUACUCUUGAAGUUCAUUCAAUCAAGAGAACAGAUCAUUAG